Molecule: messenger RNA, 1383 nt
Organism: Aegilops tauschii subsp. strangulata
Lineage: Eukaryota; Viridiplantae; Streptophyta; Magnoliopsida; Poales; Poaceae
Source: RefSeq, a predicted model, not a curated record
AUGGAAGUCUCGGGCUCUGGCGACCCUGGCGACGCGCCCCCGCCCUCGGCGGGCGCCGCGGCCGGCGUUUCCUCCCCGCCCGGCUCCUCGUUGGACCCCCGCCCGGCUUCCCCGCCUCCUGCGUCGCCUGCCUCCUCGCUGCUCCCGUCCUCCCUCGAGGUGUUGCCGCGGAUCCAUUGGGCGGACCUCGCCGAGGAGGACGAACCCCCCUGGCCGACUGCCCUGGCCCCUCCCGUUCCCCCCCCCCCCCUUCAUGCGUCGCCGACCAGCGUGGCCGCUGGCUCAGCCUCCCGUUGCAGAGUUCCGUCCUCUGUCCCUCCCUCGUCGCCCUUGGCCGGCGGCCUCGCCCCCCUUGCCCCGGCGACGGUGGCGGCGGCGGCUUCUCCCUGCGAAGGGGAAACCCUUCCGCGCGGUGCCCUGCUCCCUGUCCUGGGCCGUGCCCCUUUGGGCUGCGAGGAGGUGGCCCACUCGCGCCGGGUAGCUGGCCUGGCCCUCCGGGGUCAUAGGCCUCUUCCCCGGGCCGCGGCGGCUGGGCCUUCGAUCCUUGGGCCGGCUCCGUGCCCUAAGCCCACUGAGCCCCCUCGAUUGAUAUGGCUACCCUACGGCCUGCCGCGCCCCUCGUCCUCCCACCCCGCCGCCACGGUCUCCCCCUCUCCCAAAGAGAUCUCCAGUUCCUCCCCAUCCCCCGCCCCGCUCCGCCCGCCUCCUCGUCCUCCCUCGCCGGCGACCGCCGGCCCGGAUUCCUCCCUGUCCGCCUCCCUCUCCUGUCCGCUGGCUCCGCCCAUGAUGCGGGAGUGGGACGACGGCGAGGAUCGCCGCAAGCGGCGCUUCGAUGACCGCCGCGACCCCCCUCGUCCCUCCCCGGACGCCGCCCGUUGCGAGGAUGAGCUGCGGCGUGAGCUCCGGGACCGGGAGAGCCGCCGCUCGCAGGGCUUCGACGACCGCCGCGACCACCGCCGCUCCCCGGGCCGCUCCGAUGGGUGUGCUCGGUCCCGCUCCCCUCCGCCGGCGGCGGGCGACUGGCGCUCCUCGCGGCGGCGCUCUCCUUCCCUGCCCCGACGCCGGGAGCGCAGCCCAUCCCCUCCCCGCCCGGCCCGUCCUCUCUCCCCGCGUGCGCCUCCCCAACCCGCUGCUGCCCCGGCCAGGAAGUACGUCCCGCCGCACGCCGCAAACUCCUCUGGUCCCCUGCCGCCGGUGGUGUUGGGGGUGGCCAGGCUCGCGGUCGCCCGGGAUCCCUCCCACCCCGCGCUGUUGUGCCUGGAUAAGCCUAUCGACGAGGAGUUGAUGAUGUACGGCCAUGGGAUCGAGGGGCUGGGGUUCUUCCACAUCGAGCUCCCGGACGUCCCCUCCCCCUCCCCUCCCUCCAGGCGCUCGUCACGGUGA